Culicoides brevitarsis is the source of this 2896-nucleotide messenger RNA. Its product is annotated as GRAM domain-containing protein 2B-like. Gene Ontology annotation, biological process: intracellular sterol transport. The transcript has 10 exons. Gene Ontology annotation, cellular component: plasma membrane; endoplasmic reticulum membrane; endoplasmic reticulum-plasma membrane contact site. The record is from RefSeq and is a predicted model, not a curated record. The coding region runs from base 501 to 2042 and encodes 513 amino acids. Gene Ontology annotation, molecular function: sterol transfer activity; sterol binding. Lineage: Eukaryota; Metazoa; Arthropoda; Insecta; Diptera; Ceratopogonidae.
CACAAAUAUUGUCUGAUGAAAUGUAUAUAAAGUAAGUACAAGCACAACACUACGUUUACCGUAAAUACAUGAAAAGUACUACUGCAAAAAUUAUGUAUCUACGUAUUACUAGCAGUGUGUAGGAAUAUCUACAGUAUAAUAAAAAAAAAAUAAAAAUAGGUAUAUAAAACACGUAAAAACAAAAAAACAUUUGUCAAACAGUUAUUUCAGGUUUUCAGUUUCGACUUGAUCUUCAUAUGUUUCGGAUUAAAGUUACUGUUUUAAUACAAUUAAUAACUAUGAAGCUCGAAUUACACCUACAUAAAUAAUAUAUUUGUAAAUAAAUAUACAUAAACUAAUGUAAAACAUAUUUGAUUAGCAUUUAAUGAAAGAAAAAUGCACGACCUAUAUAAGCAGUGCUGACCAAAACAAAAACUAAUGUAUGAAUCCAAAGCAAAUUGGUGUAUAAUAUCAUCUACAAGAGCUCUCUGCAGAUAGCAAUGACAUAGGAAAUAAUUACAAUGAUACUAAAUAACGAAAGCAAUCUUAUUAUUUCCAAAGAAGUAGUGGAAAGUGCUAAAACAAGACGAAAAUUCAUUUAUAAAUCUAGAUCCACAAGCUUUGUACACUCAUCAUAUUUCGGAAAUUCAGUUCAAGCUACCGCAAUUUUGUCAAAUUUAGUGACUGACAACAUUUUAUCCGAUGUGAUCGAACGUAGUUCUAGUGAUUCACCAUUAAAAACUAAUACAAGAUCAUCUAAAACACAGUUAUUUUCUCAAGUGGCGGCCACGACAGUUCGAAGUUCUAGCCCACACCCAAACAAGACUGUGAAAAAUGAUAGUCAGGAUAGACCCGAUAAACCGGAGAAACAAGAAAAGGAGAAAAAGAAGAAAGAAGUCAGUAGUAGUCGACAGAAAAGAUUUCACCGACAUUUUCUACAAAUUUCCGAGGAUGAAAAAGUUAUAAAUUAUUUCUCAUGUGCAUUAGUAGCUGACAUUUUGUUGCAAGGUCAUCUUUAUAUAACCGAAAAUUAUUUUGCAUUUUAUUCAAAUGUUUUUGGUUACGUAACGAAGUUACUCAUUCCAAUUUCCACCGUGGUAAAAAUUUCUCGUGAAAAAACAGCAAAAAUUUUUCCUAAUGCCGUAUGUGUUUGUACGGCAGACGAAAGACAUGUUUUUGGAAGUUUUAUCAGUAGAGAAGCUGCUUUUAGACUAAUGAUAAGUAUGUGGCACCCUUUAAUUCCAUCUGAACCAGAAACAGAGACACCUAUUAAAAUUCCUGAUGCAGAAAUGUCUGAAUGUUCGGUGGAAGAUGAAAGUAGUUGCUCCGUUAGUGGUAAUGAAAGAGGUAUUAAAAGUAGUAGUGAGGGACUUUUGCUGGCAACGAAUUUGCCGCUGGCACUCCCAUCUAAAUUUUCUACAGAUAUAAUUCUGCCAACAAGUCGUUUGCAAAAGAGUGCCUCGAUGGUUGACAUUAAGAAGGCUCUCACAAAAUACACGAAAAAUAGUUUGAAUGAAUCAUCUACAACAAAGUCAACACCGUCGCCAUCUACAAGUACCCCUUCUACAACGAGAUCUUCUCUGCAUGUUAAAAGUCAUCAUUAUAUUUUUCAAUUAAUACCGUCUGAAAUUCAAGUUGUGCAUUUAGGCGUAUUUUUUGCCGUUUUAUUAACACUUUUCUCAGCAUUUUUAAUGUACAGAAUUCAGGAUAUCGAAUAUAGAAAAAGUAGUUUACAUCCACCAGAUUUGAAAUGGGGAGAUGAUCAAGACAUGGAUAUAUAUGCUGAAAUUCUAAAUUGGCAACGACAGUUACAAGCAAAAAGUGUCUCCGAAGCGGAAAUAGUACUGAACACAAAUUUGGAACAAAUUGCAAGAGUACGAAAGAGUUUGGAGACAUUAUCUUUAUUGAUUCAUGAUCGUAGCACCCGAUUGGCAACGCUUUUAGGAGAGCAAAAAAAUCAAGAGUCGCUGGACGACUCAAAAAACAGUUUUAAUAAUAUCAAUAAUAAUAAUAAUAAAGUUCAUUUAAAAGUGUAUGAUAUGAAUAAAAAUACGCUAGAUUAGGUAUACUAUGAAUUCAAAGUAAAUAAUCAAUUGAUAAAUCACAAUUAUGUGUUCGCAUUCAACUUAUAGUAAAGAUUUUGUUCAACAAAUAGUGUUGUAUAAAAAAAAAUAUAUUUGAAAAAUUUAGAAAUUAAGUUUAUAAAUUUAGCUGAAUAAAAAAAAUUGCGUCUAUAAAAAAACAAAUACUAAUAGUCGCAUUAGAAAAUGACUUAUAUUAAGCAUUAAAAUUGAAGCAUUAUAUUAAGAUAAAUUAAUGGUGUACGCAUUAUUAAAAUUUUUGUUUAUUUUUUUUUUACCUUACUCUUAAAAAAGCCAAUAAAAGUGAAUGCCAAAAUAUAAUUUAGGUCGCUCCAAUUUAAAUGUUUUAUAAAAAAGAAAAACUUUUGAAUUAAAAAUAUAUAUGUGGCAUAUGUAAUUAAAUUCAUUUCUAAUUCUAAUUGGCCGAAUGAUCUUGGAUCGAAAUUACGAAAGACAUGAUUACGGAUAUUAAGUAUUGAAAAUAAAAAACAAGGAUGUCAAACAUCAAUUAGUUAAUAAAUUGUAUCGAAAUUGAAUUCAAUUAUUAAAUUAAGGGAGAUAAAUAUGUAUUUUUGAAUGAUUAAUUGUAAGGCAGUUAAGGCAGUUGUUAAUUGUUGAGGAUCAGAAAAUGAGUGAUUUAUAUUGUAAAGCAAAAUAUUGUAACAAAAUGGACUUACACAAAUUAGGAGUACUAAGUACUUAUUGUUUUUUUUAUUAUUGUUGUAUGGUUUUAGGGAAUCAAAUAUAAUUUUUAAAUUCAAAAAAAUUGUAUCAACAACCAUUUCACGAUUCAAACGUUAAAAUGAUUAUAUAAAUAUUAUGAUACGUUAUUCUGA